Molecule: messenger RNA, 1495 nt
Organism: Physella acuta
Lineage: Eukaryota; Metazoa; Mollusca; Gastropoda; Physidae
Product: collagen alpha-5(VI) chain-like
Source: RefSeq, a predicted model, not a curated record
CAGCCAAGUAGGGUACAGAGAGAGACUGCGGAUUUUUAGAUAUAGCUUCAAGCGUUAAGUUUUUCUUUGUUUAGAGGACGACACAGUUUUUUUUGUUUUGUAGAAUCUCGACGAAACUCUAAACUAUUGCCACAAUGAUGGGAAAAUUUAUGCUAGCGAUAUUCAUGUUAGAGAUUGCUCUCAUAUCAGCAUUUAGCAUCCAGGAACUAAAAUCUCUGGCAGCCAGACGAUGGGAGACCUUGGAAAAGAAAGACGAGAACCUAAUCUGCACACAGAUGCCGAUCGAGCUGGGUAUCGUCUUGGACUCCUCCAGUUCCAUCAGCAAUAAAGAUUUCCGGAUCGCCAAGAAGUUCCUGAAUGAUUUCCUGGAGCAGUACGACAUCGGCACGGGCAAAAAUGACGUCCGUGUGUCUAUCAUAACGUACGGCAAGGGCAUCUACCCUCAGGACGGCUUUAACUUGACGUCAUACGCCACCAAAGAACAAGUCCUUGCGGCCAUCGAUAAAAUCCCCCACAGACAAGGGCUGUUCACAGACACGGGGAAGGCCAUCAAGUACAUGCACGUGGUGCAGCUCAACAACUCUGUGGUCCGCCCUGAGGCCGAGAAAGUCAGCAUCGUCAUCACAGACGGCAACGCCCAGGUAAAGAAAGAGACCGACUCGGAAGCUAAAUCGGCUAGAAACGACGGCAUCAACAUUUUCGCCGUCGGUGUCGGCCACGACAUCCACGACGAAGAAUUGAACAUCAUAGCCGGGGACCACGCCAGGGUCACAAGGGUCGACAACUUCAGCAAGCUCGAGUCCAUCAAAGAGUCGCUUGCUCGUAAAACCUGUAUCAAAAAAGAAAAGCCAGCUAAUCCACCGAUGGUUAAAAUUCCAGCUUGCGGUGAGGUCAACCCUGCUGAUAUUUAUUUCGUCUUUGACCCUGCUCAACUCGGCCUUGACGCCAUCGCAUGGACCACGACACUCAUUUCCCAGACCAUGGACAAUAUGGACAUGAAAAACGGCUUUCAGUACGGAGUUAUCUCUGGUACCUGCCCGGAUGAUGCUGGAUUUGACCUCGAUGACUACAACAAUGUUGACGACAUUAAGAAGAGGCUCCAGGCCUACGACAGGAGUAAGGUUAAAGAUCUUCUUCAGUAUCUGGGAACAAAAGCCUACACAGCGGAACACGGUGGCAGGGAGAACUCCAAGAAGGUGGCCGUCUUGUCGCUGGGUAAAGACAUCAAAUCUCUGGGUGACCUCAAGUCCCAGAUAACAGAGCUAAACAACCAGGGCAUACAGGUCUUCAUCGCCGACUACUACAAUCAAAACAUCCAACUCAAGGGAACGACAACUCUGGUUGGGCAAGGCUCAAGUCUUGUAUCCCAGGACCUGAUCAGAAGAUUGUGUCCUAAUAUUAACUCAAAAUAAGGUACAGAGCAGUACACAGCUAGCGAUGACUUGCGUUACAAAAAAAUCAGUUCUGACAAAAAAAUAAAAAUCACGAAUCUCAA